Pseudonaja textilis is the source of this 1309-nucleotide messenger RNA. RefSeq names its product sperm acrosome associated 6 (gene SPACA6). Lineage: Eukaryota; Metazoa; Chordata; Lepidosauria; Squamata; Elapidae. The record is from RefSeq and is a predicted model, not a curated record. Gene Ontology annotation, biological process: fusion of sperm to egg plasma membrane involved in single fertilization.
UCCGUGUGUUAACCCGAGCCGAGCCAAGGUUAAUGAAGUGCUCUCGCCUGCUGCGGGAAAACACACACCUGGGCUUUCCCCUCCUCGCAAACGGCAGGUAUAGAGAAAGCCAAAUAGACUGCAGGGGAAGCGGUACUGAAAACCAGACUGAGUUGGGAAUUGUCAAGGACAAAGGCUCCAGAUGUGUCUGAAAUAGAGAAGCUGAAGGAUGCCUUUGGCAGGGUGGUUUUUUACUUGGAAGAGAAAGGCAUGGGCAAAGCGCCUUUUCAGCAAGCGGUUCCCGAGGCGGUGAAAGAAGUGGAAAAAGAAGUAGCACAACUCAAAGCGGCACCACCUUGCAUUCCACCAUGUGGCUACCAGAAAGAAGCCCACUACUACAAAUGUUCCUCUUGUUCCAUCAUGGAUUGCCAGCUACCCAUCGAUUGCCCAAUUCAGGAUAUACACAAAUUGGAAGGCGACGCAACUUUUUUGAACUGCGAAGUUGCCUUCCAGACUUCUCCAGACAGGACUUUCCGGUGGAAAUUUGUCAAAGAUCUCAGGACGGAGGAACUCUUCCUCUUCCAAGACCUUAAUUUUGGAGUCAACCCUUCCCUCCUCAUUCGACCCACCCUUGGAUCUCACCACGGGACCUUUGCCUGCGAACUUGAAGAGGAGAGUGACGUGGUGAUCAGGAAGUAUUUUUAUGUCAAUGUGACCGAAAAGAGGCUCGGAAAAGAGAAAAAGCUGCAAGAAAUGUUUAAGGCCAUCCUGAAUUCCCCACCGGAGUUGGUACAGGAAGCCGUGGUGGUGAACAAGUUACCGUCUCUUCAAGAUCUCCUGUCCCAGCCUGAUUACCUCAGGAAAAGGGGUGUCAUUGGGCUUAUCCUUGGAAUAACUGGGGUAUCCCUGCUGGUUACUUUAGCCGUUCUGUCGCUGUAUCGCUGGGCGACGAACUUCGAGCCGUGAGCUGGGAAAAACGACUUUUUCCAGCGUAUGUGCCCCCCCCCCCCCCCGCCCUCUUCACGAUGGAGCGGCCGCCACGGGCGCAGACCCCCCAUUGCAAACGGCAAAGCUCGCCUUAAACGCCGGGCGAGGCGCGGGGUCUGGCCGGAUUUUAGCGCCGCGACAUUCGGAAAUCUUCACGGCUUCGCAUCGCAGACGGGAUGGAGCUGCUGGGGGAAAAGAAAACGGAGGAUAGGAAGCCCGGAGGCGUUCGUUUUCUUUCAGGGCUUCUCUUCCCCUUCUUUCCUUUCUUUCCCUUUCUUUCUUUCCUUUCUCUUCUUUCCUUUCCUUUCUUCCUUCUUUCUUCCCUUCUUUCCUCCCCUUCCCU